This is a messenger RNA of Nothoprocta perdicaria, 1784 nucleotides long. RefSeq names its product F-box protein 21 (gene FBXO21). Gene Ontology annotation, molecular function: DNA binding. The transcript is spliced from 12 exons. NCBI's taxonomy places the organism in Eukaryota, Metazoa, Chordata, Aves, Tinamiformes, Tinamidae. The record is from RefSeq and is a predicted model, not a curated record. The coding region runs from base 1 to 1614 and encodes 537 amino acids.
AUGAUGUGGCCAUCCUUACUGAAGUACUAUACCCAAACAGAYGGUGUUAGCUGGCUUGAAGAAUACAAAGCGCGGCACAACGCUGGAUUAGAAGCCCAGAGAAUUGUAGCUUCGUUCUCCAAAAGGUUCUUUUCUGAACACGUCCCCUGUGAUGGAUUCAGUGACAUUGAGUCUCUUGGGUGUCCAAGUCAUUUCUUUGAGGAUGAGCUGAUGUGUAUCCUCAACAUGGAAGGACGGAAAGGUCUCACCUGGAAGUACUAUGCAAAGAAAAUCCUAUACUUCCUGCGGCAACAAAAUAUAUUAAAAAAUCUGAAGGAGUAUCUUCAGCGUCCUACUGAUCAACAAUCAUUUUUAGAGGGUGCCGUUUUGAUUGACCAAUACUGUAACCCUCUCUCAGACAUCUGCUUAAGGGGUGUCCAGGCGCAGGUCGAGGAUAUCGCAGACCAAGUGCGCCAAGUCCUGCGGACAAAAAAUCCCAGGCACCCUAGCCUGGCUUCCAAGGCAGAAGAGCUCUUGGUUCCAGAAGUGGAGCUUCAGCGGCAGGUGCUUGAUGCUAUGAAUUGUGUCCUGUAUGAGCAGCUUAAAUACAAAGGAAAUGAGCUGGAUUACUAUAACUCCCUGAAUUCAUACAUUCACCAGGUUUUGAUUCGCAGGACAGGAAUUCCCAUCAGUUUGUCUGUGCUUUAUUUAUCAAUUGCCAGGCAGCUGGGAGUCAAACUUGAACCAGUCAAUUUCCCCAGCCAUUUUCUGCUGCGCUGGUGUCAAGGGAAGGAAGGGAGCACAGAUAUUUUUGACUACACCUACAUCGAUGCCUUUGGCAAAGGGAAGCAGCUGACAGUGAAGGAGUGCGAGUACCUCAUCGGCCACCACGUGACAGAGGAGUUCUAUGGAGUGGUGACUUCAAAGGAGGUCUUGCAGCGGAUGGUGGGCAAUCUCUUAAACCUUGGGAAGCGAGAAAGCACUGAUCAGUCUUAUCAGCUCCUGAGAGACUCAUUGGAUCUGUACCUGGCCAUGUAUCCCGACAAUGUGCAGCAUCUAAUGCUCCAGGCAAGAUUAUACUUCCACCUGGGAAUCUGGCCGGAAAAGGUUCUGGACAUCUUGCAGCACAUUCAGGCUUUGGACCCAUCCCAACACGGGACCGCUCGAUACUUAGUCCAGCACACCCUGGAGCACAUUGAGCGGCGGAAGGAGGAGGUGGGCCCCGAGGUGAAGCACCGAGCRGAGGAGAAGCACAAAGAAGUCUGCUUUUCUGUUGGGCUGAUUAUGAAGCACAAGAGAUAUGGCUAUAACUGUGUGAUCUAUGGCUGGGAUCCCACCUGCAUGAUGGGACAUGAAUGGAUCCGAAACAUGAAUGUCCACAGCCUUCCACAUGGCCCUCACCAGCCUUUCUACAACGUGCUGGUGGAAGAUGGCUCUUGCAGAUACGCUGCUCAAGAGAAACUGGAAUAUAUCUCUGAGCCUCGGGAGAUCCCUCAUCCUGACAUCGGCCGUUACUUUUCCGAGUUUACCGGCAUUCACUACCUACCAAAUACCGAGCUAGAAAUUCGGUACCCAGAGGACUUGGAGCUCACACGUGCCACAGUUCAGAAGAUCUACAGUUCAGGCAAGGAGUGAGUGAAAAAGACACUGUGAGAGCAGAAGCAGCUGGAAUGUAGCUCCGUCCUCUCGGCAAGGCAGGCGCGGGCACCGUCCUUAGGCCUGACGUGCUGAGAGCGGCGCUGCCCCUCGAGGACAGGGCCGCCGCAUCUUCCCUGCGCCCGCGCCGGCCCGGAGGCGCAAGGACG